GCGCACACACCAAGUCUCUCACGGGGAAGAGAUCCAGCUAGUAAACCACUCCCAGUAGGCAGUAGCCAUGCCGCCAUACGAUUCUGAGCCCCUUGAUCAUUCCCUGGAGUUCCAUGAGCUUCACUACCAGCUGAACUUGGUCCAGCGCUGGGGUGUAAACCAGGUACCAGUCGCAGCUCCCGGAGGUAAUGGUAACUUUGGAGAAACGAUGGCUAACGAUUGGGAUCUAGAAGAUCCCUGUAAAAACGGGAAAAUAGUGGGUCAUGCCAAGGGUCUGCAUAUCCGAUCUAGUAGAGGCGCCGGAGGACACCACCACGCUUCAUUUGACAUUAUCUUCGAGCAAGGUAGCGGCUUGGAAGGGUCCACACUUCAGGUAAUGGGACCUAAUGGGGCAGAGUGGUCUAUCGUUGGGGGUACUGGGAAACUUACCAUGGCACGAGGCGUCAUAUACAGAAAAUACGGUGUGGUCGAUGGCGGUGCCAAAGUAAAGCUUCAGAUUCAUGCGUUCUAUAUCCCCAUGAAACGUCCUAAUAAUCAUGGCCCAAGUUCUGGAAAUAAUGUUUGGCGCUGGUAAAUGGCCGGCUAGUGUUGUUGCAGACGGCAUAUGGAUCUAUCAACUCUCAACUGCUGAGGAUUAAUACACGUGCUUUUUUAAUAUAUUUCCAUGUCCAUUUCCAGUAAAAUUAAACAAGGGAUUCUACACAAGAAUCCAUGUUGUUGUUGGCCAUUAUUGCUGCUACUUGUGCAUGUUUGAUAAUGUGUGUGGUCGUCAUCAAUAAAUAAUGUGUUACAUGGACACAAUUGUCGUUGUUAGCU
Messenger RNA from Panicum virgatum (switchgrass), 816 nucleotides. RefSeq lists its product as uncharacterized. Bases 68 to 574 code for a protein of 168 amino acids. The record is from RefSeq and is a predicted model, not a curated record. The transcript is spliced from 3 exons. Lineage: Eukaryota; Viridiplantae; Streptophyta; Magnoliopsida; Poales; Poaceae.